GGGGGCCCGGGCCGAGCAUCCCCUGCCCGGCGCGUUGGGGGCGGGGCCCCGGGGCGGGGCUAUGUGGAACCUGGAGGCGGGGCGGGGCAGCUGAGAGCGGCCCCCGGGUGGGGCCAUGGAAAAGGAGAAGGCUCUGGGGGCUGCUGGCGGCCUCAGUGGGGAAUCCCCGGGAUGGGCAAGCAAGGGCGUGCCAGGAGGAGUCGGAGGGGUCGAGGCAGACGCCGGGCCGCCCUCCGGCGUAGUCCUGUGUCACAGUUCUGGGCCCUCCCUGCACGCCGGGGGCGUCGUAACUUGCAGUCCCGGUUCUAGCAGGCCCUCCGGGGGGGUAGCAGUCCACGGUUCCGGGCCCAGCCAGCACCCUGGGGAGGUUGCGGACCUCAGCGCGGGGUCCCGCACCUACCCUGAUGGAUUAAACGCCCCCUUCCCUGGAACCAGUGUAUCCGGGACCUGCAGCCCCGAGUCCGGGGGCUCUGGGGUGUACAACUCGGAAUGCAGGCCACCGCGCUCCGGGUCAACUUGCUUGCACCCCCACAAACCUUGUGAGGACCGGCCCCGCAGCAUCCUAAAAAACAGCACCUCCAUCUUGAUGCAGAAAUCCCCCAGUGCGGAGAAGAAAAAGUCCCAGCGGUGGGAUGAAAUGAAUAUCCUGGCCACCUGCCACCCCGCUGGCCAGGAUUACGGAUUUACGGAGGUGGAUGAGCCCAGCACCCCCUACCACAGGCUGCAGGAAGGUGAUGAGGACCUGCCUGGGGCAUCCUCUCACACAGUGACUCCCCAGGCACUGGCCGAAAGAUUUGCAACGAUGGACAAUUUCUACCCCUGGGUCCUGCAGUACGGUGAUAACAGAAGCUCAGGGUCUUCAGACAGCUUUUCCGAGACACGUGCGAUGAGGGGUGGGGACGGAGUGGAAAGGGGGGUCAGAGUGAAUCCUCGGCAGGAGCCUGGCAGGAAAGCCAAGCUCUUACAAUGGCCCACAGCCUCCAGUGAUUUUGACAAGCACCGAAAGUCACACUACGAUGAAGGAAAGUUCCUCAAGCCUCAGAAAAAUCUUCCCUUCAGUAACAGCAAGCACAGCAACGGGGCUGGCACCAGUACGGGUGGCAGCAGUUGGAGCGCGAUGCGGGACCCAGAGCCCAGGCCUAUGGAGAGAGGCUGGAUGGGAGGGCUGGCCAGAGGAGUCAAAGAUGAGAUUGGUCUGGUGACCGGGAACCACGUCCCCGAAGUCAAGGCCAUCGUCGUGUCAGACCAGGAGGUCGAUGUGCAACGCAAGGAGUAUUAUAGCAAAGGAAGGUACCUCAGGUGCUCUCCCCACCCAGAGCUCGAGGAGGACCCCGAAGACGAGCCUCAGCAGCAGGCCAGCUCUGCGGAUUUGAACUGGGUGAUUGAGAAUCCCAUAAGCACUGAGGUCCGUCUGCUGGACCAUACAGGAAGCCCCAUUCAGGAUCGCCGGGCCUCUGAAGAGUCCCUGGCAGUGCCAACAUGGCAGCCUGGUGCUGCCCUGUCCUCCAAAGACAGAGCAGACUCGGCCUGGUGUCAGUGGCUCGUAUCCAAGGGGCUCAACUGGCGAAGCCCGGAGAGCUUGGAGAAGGAACCUGGAAGCAGCCCACACUCCCCACACCAAAACCAAUGCAGACACGAAACCCUGCGGCUUCGAUGGACACAAGAGGAGGAAAGCAGACAAUGGAAAAUGUAGCCAGCCGGGGAUGGGGUGGGGGCCAGCCUCUCCCAGCCCUCACCACCCUCGAGGUGGACAAUAAAGAGAAGUGCAGGAGUCUG
Messenger RNA from Ailuropoda melanoleuca (giant panda), 1776 nucleotides. RefSeq lists its product as uncharacterized. Bases 116 to 1693 code for a protein of 525 amino acids. NCBI's taxonomy places the organism in Eukaryota, Metazoa, Chordata, Mammalia, Carnivora, Ursidae. The record is from RefSeq and is a predicted model, not a curated record. Gene Ontology annotation, biological process: regulation of signal transduction. The transcript is spliced from 8 exons. Gene Ontology annotation, molecular function: protein phosphatase inhibitor activity.